Toxorhynchites rutilus septentrionalis is the source of this 927-nucleotide messenger RNA. RefSeq names its product phosphatidylinositol-glycan biosynthesis class X protein (gene PIG-X). Gene Ontology annotation, cellular component: endoplasmic reticulum membrane. The record is from RefSeq and is a predicted model, not a curated record. Bases 133 to 912 code for a protein of 259 amino acids. Lineage: Eukaryota; Metazoa; Arthropoda; Insecta; Diptera; Culicidae. Gene Ontology annotation, biological process: GPI anchor biosynthetic process. The transcript has 6 exons.
GAUAGCUAUUUUUGUCAGCAGACCAAAAACAAACCGGCAAGCCCUUGAUAUCGACGUAAAAUUUGGAAUCGUUUAUGCUUUUCAUGAGUUUUAGUGCAUAUUUUCUGUUAGUUAUCCCUAGAAUUCAUCAACAUGUUAUGUUUUUUAUUCAUAGCAUUAAUUUUUGGCACAGUUGAUCACGUUCUAUGCUUAAGUUCAUUCCUUUACAUGAAUGUCCACAACAGUGGCUUUCACAGAGACAUUCACUAUUCUCUGAAGUUUGGCGGAAUUGCGAAACGAUCCUGUGAGUUGCUACUUCUGCAGCAGCUUCCGGCCGCGAUGUACGUGGAUGUUGAUCAGCUCAAUAACAUGAAGAAAUUCAAAAAGAUCAACAGUUAUGUUCCACUCUAUGUUGAUGUGGAAAAACCUGCGAGUAAAUCCAGCCCAUUCACGGUCUAUCUGUUCGGAAAUAUUCGGCGGGAGGUUAACAUAACACUACCGAUCCAUUUCCGGUACCAUGAUCCGUCGCAAAAGAAAUUUGAACGCAUUCAAAUAGAAAGUCCCCUGCUAUACAUCCAGUGCCGUGGCACAAGUAGCAAGAAUCCGCUGAAGACAACGGUUACUCAUCAACAUCCCUGCACAAGCAGUGCUCAAAUUUACGACUACGAUAAGUUGAAUCAAGCCCAAUACUGCGAAUGGAGUGAGCUAGAAUUCAGUAACGUUCCAACUGUGAUCAGCGUCCUAAUCCCUGUGGGCAACAGCGCUUCGUACAAGUUCGUCCUGCCAGCCACCAUCCUGGUCAGCUGGAUUGGUAGUAUGUAUCUCAUCUACAUCAUCGUCAAGUCAGCGACUACGUCCACGCAACAAUCAACAUGUGACGGUAAUCCAAGGCCCUUUAACACUCCCAUUACGGUUUACUGCGUCGGUAAUUGACACGAUUAAUAACAC